This is a messenger RNA of Bicyclus anynana (squinting bush brown), 7401 nucleotides long. RefSeq names its product feline leukemia virus subgroup C receptor-related protein 2 (gene HisT). Bases 781 to 2196 code for a protein of 471 amino acids. The transcript has 8 exons. Gene Ontology annotation, cellular component: membrane. Lineage: Eukaryota; Metazoa; Arthropoda; Insecta; Lepidoptera; Nymphalidae. The record is from RefSeq and is a predicted model, not a curated record. Gene Ontology annotation, molecular function: heme transmembrane transporter activity; heme binding. Gene Ontology annotation, biological process: transmembrane transport; heme export.
GUGUCGUCACUCUAAAAGCAGCUGUCAUCGGAGUUAGACAUAACCUAAAAUCGCGAAUACAAACAAUACAGCGUUGUAUUAUUUCUCCGAGUUAAUGACUUUUAACUGUAGAAUCGAAUCACAUGUAUUGGCUGACUAUCGGACUCUUAAAUUGGUUCUACUUAAAACCAUUUGAAUCAAUCAAUAAAGCUUCGAGUUUCGUGCGAUCGGUUGUUUCGUGUGUGAAAAGUGAUGUAAUUUAUUGUAACUUACAGUUUAUUAUGUAAAAAUAAUGUUACAAACUGUGACUUUGUGUAAAUUUGUGUAUUUUUCGUAAUUUCAUAGUGCCGGAUAAAAACAGCUGUGUUUCAGGUAGUGCGUGUAACAGGUUUUAUGAAAUGGUGUGAUGCUGUGCUGUCUCUUUCUUGUAUAUCAAAUAGCUAGGCUCUUUGUGUGUGACCGUGAACUUAGUUUAUACGUGUGGUGAUUUAUCAAAUGUGCCUUGUGCUAAGAAACAUCUGUGCAAAUUAGAAAUUAAUACAACACACAUUUCUUAUCGGCUUAGCGCGUGUCUUAAUAAAUAACGAUUAUCUGGGAACAAUAAAAGACUGAUAAAACGUAUACAUUCCACUAAUAACAGCAAUCUAACAAGGUAUUAGAAAUAUCGUAUUGGGGACCAAUAUAGAUACAAAAAUAGAUUACAAUAGAUAAACGACGAGUGGCUUAUUACAAGAAGACGUCUCGUGUGAUACGGUUGCAUGUGAUAAUAGUACUAUUGACAAAUUUAAACCCAUUCUUAGUAUGUUAUCGAAGACCGAUAACGUCGCGAACGGUAUAUUGAAUCCAGCGGAACCGAUCAACACUAAGUUGCUGCUGUCAGAUGAAGAGGUGUACAGAAACGAUGUAUCGGGAAGCGUUAUGGAUGGACCGAUUAUGGAGACGAAUGCUGAAGGAUAUACAGUGUAUAGACACCGUUGGUUGAUGCUGGGAUUCUUCGUAUUGUACUCGGCUUCGAACUCGCUGCAAUGGACGCAGUACACCAUAAUUGCGGACAUAGUGACGAAGUACUACGGCGUGUCGACCAACGCGGUGUCGUGGACGUCGAUGAUUUACAUGGUGACAUACGUGCCGCUGAUAGUUCCUGCGAGCUGGCUGCUGGACAAAACUGGUCUCCGAGUAACGACAAUCAUCGGCGCGUUCGGAACAUGCGCGGGCGCUUGGUUGAAGGUGUUCUCGGUGCCGCAGGACAUGUUCUGGCUUGGCUUUGCCGGUCAGACGGUAGUGGCGGUGGCCCAGGUGUUUAUCCUGAACCUGCCGCCGCGCUUGGCCGCCGUGUGGUUCGGAGCUGACCAGGUGUCUUCCGCUUGCAGUAUUGGCGUGUUUGGUAACCAGCUAGGGGUGGCGCUGGGCUUCUUCCUGCCGCCCAUGAUAGUGCGCGCCACGGGCACCCCGGAGGAGAUCGGCGCCGACCUGCAGGUCAUGUUCUACCUGGUGGCUGGCUUCACCAGCGUGCUGUUCGUGUUCAUCGUGCUCUUUUUCAAAGCGGCACCACCCAGCCCGCCGUCCGCGGCCGCCGACCUGGGCGCCGCGCUCGACUCCAACUUCCUGCAGUCCAUCAAGAAGCUGCUGACCAACCGCAACUACAUCCUGCUGCUCAUCUCGUACGGACUCAACGUGGGCGUCUUCUAUGCCAUCUCAACGCUGCUCAACGAGCUCGUGCUGACCUACUAUCCAGGUGCCAACACAGACGCCGGUCGCAUAGGCCUGGUGAUCGUGGUCGCCGGCAUGUUAGGCUCGGUGGUGUGCGGCUUCAUCCUGGACAAGACGCACCGCUUCAAGGAGACCACGCUGGCGGUGUACGCGGCUACCGUGGUCGGCAUGAUCAUCUUCACCUUCACCCUGGACUGCGGGUACAUCGCCGUUGUAUACUUCAGCAGCAUUUUCCUUGGUUUCUUCAUGGCCGGGUAUUUGCCGGUUGGAUUCGAGUUCGCCUCCGAAGUCACUUACCCCGAGCCUGAAGGGACUACGUCUGGACUCCUCAACGCCUGUGCUCAGGUGUUCGGCACGGUGUUGACGCUGCUCUUCGAGUGGAUGUUGGGUCGCGUUGGCGACCGCUGGGCCGACCUCGCCAUGUGCGGCGUGCUGGCGCUGGGCACCGCCGUCACCGCCGCCAUCCAGCCCGACCUGCGCCGGCAGGCUGCGCAGAACAAGACAUAAACAAACAUAACUAUAGUCUCUAGAUAUACACUAUCGAGGUAUCCCCAAUAGGCCUAACAAUGACGCCACAAUUUAACUCGUCCUAUCGACCAAUUGCGACCGAACCGGAUAUAUCGCUGUCUCGUUUGUACCAACGUUAUGAAAGAGGGAGCGAUAUUUCUUGUUAGGUGCCUAGCCGAUUUGUUUUUACGAGAUGAUGACGUGACGAGUAUAUUGAAGGUAGGUUUGUUUAACAUAUAACUUUAAUCGAAGCCUCAAUCGGUCGACAGUCAACGUUCGGUCUCCCUAGGUAACUGGAAUAUUGAGCCUAUGUAAAAUAUAUGGCAAAUAUUCUUUGAAAAAAACGACGUAUGACGUCUCAAUAUCUGUUGAUAUGUUGUGUUAUAGAUCGAAUAAAAUGCAAAGUUCAUUUAGAUUUAGAUGUUCAAAGAGAAUGUUCGUUAAAAUACUUACGUACUCAGAAUAAGCUUAUAAGUACGAUACUUAGAAAAAUAAGUACAUUAGUUUUGACGAUCUUCAGAACAAGGCAUUGCGGCAGAUUAACUAAGUAAUACUAUGGCGCCAGUACCUACGACCUAUUACGUGUGACUACGAGUGAGGCCUAUUACAAGCAGGCGCAUUACAAGCAGGUAAGGCCUAUUACGUAUGGCAAAGAAUACUUUACUAUUUAGAGCCAUAUGUAAAAAAAAUGGCAUGGGAGGAUUUUUAGAAAUUUUACUAAACAUUAUGGCCUAGAAAUUUUAAAACCUAACACAUUAUUAUGUAGGUUGUUUUAAUGAUAAAUAGUAAUUAAUAACAUAUAUAUGUACGAUUUUAACAUAAGUAGCAUGUGUUUUAUAAAACGUGACAAUAAAUGCGUGACUGCAGAAAAUAACGAAAUUUGAAACUAUUUUAUCUGAUAUACUAUACCAAGGUUUAGCCUUUAGGAAUCAAAAAAAAUAAUAUUUUCAUGUAUUCAUGUAGUAGAAUAGAAGGUUUUUUCAUAUUAUAAUAUACCCUAGUAACUUAAUAGUGUUUGGAUGUAGGUAGUUAAUAUUUUAAAAGAUUUACAAAAUAUUAUGUUUUGGAAAUUAUAAAAAGUACGUUUUAACCAAAUAAUUUAAAAUUGUACUAAAAUUGAGAUUAUACUUAUUUGGUUAUAGUAGCAGUUUCGUACAUUGUUACCCUAUUAUCUUAAUCUAAAUUCAUGUUUAAUAUUUGAUGGGCCCGUUGAUCACUUCGUGUAUCUGUUUUGAUCAGUUUUUUUAUCAGUAUUGAUCAGUUGGUCAUCUAUAUUGAUCUGUUGGUAUAUCACUAUUGAUCAGUUGGUUAUCUAUAUUGAUCUGUUGCUGUAUCACUAUUGAUCAGUUGGUGUAUCAGUAUUGAUCAGUUGGUCAUCUAUAUUGAUCAGUUGGGGCAUCAGUAUUGAUCAGUUGGUCAUCUAUAUUGAUCAGUUGGUGUAUUACUAUUGAUCAGUUGGUCAUCUAUAUUGAUCUGAUGGUGUAUCACUAUUGAUCAGUUGGUCAUCUAUAUUGAUCUGUUGGUAUAUCACUAUUGAUCAGUUGGUUAUCUAUAUUGAUCUGUUGCUGUAUCACUAUUGAUCAGUUGGUGUAUCAGUAUUGAUCAGUUGGUCAUCUAUAUUGAUCAGUUGGGGCAUCAGUAUUGAUCAGUUGGUCAUCUAUAUUGAUCAGUUGGUGUAUUACUAUUGAUCAGUUGGUCAUCUAUAUUGAUCUGAUGGUGUAUCACUAUUGAUCAGUUGGUCAUCUAUAUUGAUCUGUUGGUGUAUCACUAUUGAUCAGUUGGUCAUCUAUAUUGAUCAGUUGAUGUAUCACUUUUGAUCAGUAGUUGGUCAUCUUUAUUAAUCACUUGGUGUAUCACUAAAUAUAAAAUCAUGAUCUUCUACAAAUAUGGUCGCUAAGUGAUUUUUCUAUCCUCUAAUUUAUAUUUAAGACGUAAACAUUAAUUUGUUAUGAAACAUACUUUCGCCAUAACUACAUUGCUUAAAGAAAUCUCUUGGAUAGUUACUACUAUCUACUAAUUUCAUUACUCACAAUAAUUGUAACUGAAAAUUGAGAAAACUUAAAUCCAGUAAAAAGCUAGAUUAUUCGUAGAUUAUGUUUACUUUAAAUUUUAUUUUAAGAAUUAAAAAUUUUGCGUGUGACGAAUUGGAUGUUAUUAAGUUAUUUUAGUAAAUUUAAGUAAUCGGUCUUUAAGGCCUAUUUGUUUUACAAAUGGCAACUAAUAAGUAGAAUUAAGCAUUUAUUAAAUUUAAGCAGCUUUAAACUAUAUAUAUUGUAAUUCACCCUAUGAAAGUAGGCUUUAUGUCAGCCCUAGUGCAACGAAAAGAAACGUCAUCCAUAUUAUAGACAAACAUCGAGACUUGGUCGCUAGUAUGGCCCAUGUAACAAUGCUCGAAGUUAAGUACUCAAGCGAUAGGGCGAUGGAGCUAUGCUUGGAGUAUCUGGGUGAUCAAAUCAGAAAUGAGGGGAUCUUCAGAGAACUUACUUAAACUUACAGAGCUCAACGAAUCACGAAGAGACAAUGUAAGGUAUAUAAUUUGAAGAGCCGAUGGACGUUGGGGUCCAUAUGUGUCGAAAUAGUGACCUCGCACUGUUAAGCGCAAGGGUCUUGGUGGAUGGCAUCAUGGGGUAAUGGGAGAGCCGCUGGACGCAGGUGGCUAAAAAGCGUGAUGAUUGGAAGUCCUUUCCUAUGUCCUGCAAUAAACGUACAUCGGAUGAGACAAACCGUAUAAGUUCGACUUCGACUUCGACUCGUUUGCGCAGUACAGUGCGACCGAGUGUUAACGAAUGAAUGAAGAAUGCGUGUGCUAAUAAAUGAUAAUGUUCAAUUUGAAAUUGAAGGCAAUAAACUGCGUAACGCUAUAUACGUCAGAUUUGAAAGAUUAAGGUCUGGUUUCAAUAUCUUCUGAUAAGUGAUACUUAUCACAUAUUUUGUCUUUGUCAUUUGACAUAAGGUACGAAAGUGACCAAACUUAUCAGAACGUGAAACAACUGGCUUUAAAAAUAUAAUGACAAUAUUUAUGAGAAGUUACAUAGCUUGAUACGAUAUGCGAUAAUAUUAUAAGAUCUGCUCAGGCAAUAUGGCUUUUACGUAACAAUUUAUUGAUAAUAAUGAUAUUUAUAAUAUAUGAAAUUUCCAUAAUUGUAGUGAUUUGUAUUUAAACAUUUAACACAAUUCUUUAAAAUUACUUUAAAGAUCAGAAAAGCUGCACAUUUACAAAAAUGAUCCAAUCAUUCACAAAAUUCGUUCACAAUAAGUAAGUAAUGAGUAAUUUUUUUUAGUUGAAUUGUUCAUUAAUCAGAUUUUUUAUAGGACCGAACAAAGAUAUCGAGCAAUUAAAAGAAUAAAUAAAAUAAAAAAGUAGAAAGAGAUUAUCUAUUUUCAACGAUUUGUGGAUGAUUUUUAUAAGAUGUGCGAAAAAUACUCAUUCAAUAUUUUCAUGAUGUGCGUGUUGCGACUUUAGUCUAUACAUUUAACGCAUUUUUAUACAUCAACCAAUCUAGCAAUUAGUUUAUGGUCAUCAAUAUCUGAACGAAAAUCGCACUUUGAUUGUUAUAGUUAUUACCUACUCUCAUUUUCUGCAGUUAACUGUGCUGUUUUCAUACUACAGUUUUUGUGCAGACAAGCGUUUAACAGUCAAUUUGACAGUAGACAUUUGACAAUUAUUGACAGCGCGGAAGAAACAAUCUAUAACGAAACGAACCCUUACUUUAUACAUACAAACGCGUUCAGUCUGUCUUUUAGUCUGUCGUUCUACUACUACAUCCAAAUCAGAAAGGUCUUUCCGGAAGAGAUUGACUAUUACGUAGACAACUUCAGAGCGAAGUACGGUGAAGUUGACUUUGGAUGUCAACUUCACCGUACUUCGAAGUUGAAGUUCUAGUGCAUUUGCAUGGCACUAGUUGACUCGACCGUUGUAGUCAUGUUUGGAUUCAAAUGGUUUUUUUGUUAAUUUAUAAAUUUCCUGAUCAUUUUAUAACCGGCACGUUGGCUACAAGUUGGGACAAACUUUCAUAAACGAUAACUUCUGAUUAUACAUUGUAUAAAUUGCAUUUUAUUAGGAUUUAAUUUAACAACGACAAAGACUUCACUUUUAUUUAUUAAUAUAAUUACGCAAAUAUGUUAAAUAGGUCGCUAAAAUAUAGUAAAACUCUUUUACAAUUCCAGGAUUCUGUGAUUUCUAUGGUUGAAGCUUUUUGGUUUCCUAAAGAAAGGCUUGUGAUUUAAUGUUAAAAUAAUAUGAUUUUAAUAUUAUUAAUGUAAUCCCCAGAUACAGUAUUAUUCUAUUUUAAGAAAAUAUUGUUAUAUCUAACUUGUGCUUGUUGUAGUAAAUUUUUAAAUAGAAAUGGUGUGUUAUUCAGGUCGAAAAGGUUUAGUAUCUGCAUUCGAUAAUAAUUUGAUUAUUAUAAAAAAUGUUUACAGAAUUAUUUAGUUGAUAUUCUUUGGUUUUAUUAGUAUCAGGAAUAAUAAAAAUAUAUUAAAGAAUUUAUGGUUGACAAAGAUUGAUGUAGAAACUCAACUGGUUGGUUUGAUUCUAAUUGCAUCAAACCGUAGACAAAAUGCCACGCAGUACACCUAUGCUUACAUAACCUAGACCUAUCUACUCUUUUCAAUAAUGGAAGGUAUAUUUGAAUCGGUUAUGUACAUUUUUACGAUUUCGAUAAAUUUCAGAUUGUGACAUCAUUUUUGUAAAAUUUCUAAAUGGCCACUAAUUUUGAAACCCUUUUGGUGCAUUUAUUUUUUACUGCAACUUUUAGAGUAUAAAAUUAAGAUAUUGCAUUUUUAUGGACGACAGUUAUAAUCGUCUGCAGACAAACCAUGUUCGCCUUCUGUAUGAUACACCAUAAGGUUGUGUAAGUGUAUAUUAUAUUGUGUCAUUAAUGUGCAUAUAUAUUAUAAAAAAAUAUAUUAUAAAAAAAAUAUAUUUACUAUCGGUUUUUAUUGCUUUUUUAUCUUUUAAAUUACAGUAUUUUUUUUUCACUUGUUUAUUUAUUUUACACUUAUUAAACGAACAAAAUUAUACGUCUAAUGUAGGGUACUAUAUAAUUUCUAUCGUAUUUGUGAGUUAUUUUCAUUGUUAAAAUAAAUAUAAUUUCCUCAAAAAAGAUUUUUAUUGUUUAAUAGUAAGUAGGUAAUAUAGAAAUAGUAACUGUAAACAACUUGAUGUUAAAAUAUUGUUCAAUAAAAUUUGUUGAUGUGCUGAUA